Messenger RNA from Aplosporella prunicola CBS 121167, 996 nucleotides. RefSeq lists its product as uncharacterized. The transcript has 4 exons. Gene Ontology annotation, cellular component: ribosome. Gene Ontology annotation, biological process: translation. Gene Ontology annotation, molecular function: structural constituent of ribosome. NCBI's taxonomy places the organism in Eukaryota, Fungi, Ascomycota, Dothideomycetes, Botryosphaeriales, Aplosporellaceae. Bases 101 to 541 code for a protein of 146 amino acids. The record is from RefSeq and is a predicted model, not a curated record.
GAGCCUACUUGCGCUUCAUUUUGAGAGACCGACGACGACCACACCGCGACAACCGCACCGGACCUUAUCCUCUUCGACACUUCCACCUCUCGCAGUCAAAAUGGGUCGCGUUCGCACUAAGACCGUCAAGAAGUCCGCCAAGGUCGUCAUUGAGCGUUACUACCCCAAGCUCACCCUCGACUUCGAGACCAACAAGAGGAUUUGCGAUGAGAUCGCCAUCAUUGCCUCGAAGCGUCUCCGCAACAAGAUUGCCGGUUACACCACCCACUUGAUGAAGCGUAUCCAGCGUGGUCCCGUUCGCGGUAUUUCCUUCAAGCUUCAGGAGGAGGAGCGUGAGCGCAAGGAUCAGUACGUUCCUGAGAUCUCCGCUCUCGACUUCACCCAGAACUCCGAGAGCGGCCAGCUCGACGUUGACCAGGAGACCAAGGACCUCCUCAAGUCCAUGGGCUUCGACUCCAUCCCCGUCAACGUCGUCGCCGUCGCCCAGCAGCAGGUUGCUGAGCGCCCUCGCCGCUUCGGUGACCGUCGCCCCGGCCAAUAAGCAUGUGCGAGAGCGCAUGUCGGUGUGGGAAAUAAAAGUAUAUUCAGGAUCGGAUACCACUACGGGAAGAGGGAUUUAUGAUAGGCCAAUGACAGGUUUCCCCCACAACCAGGUGUCGCGGAGUCUGACGGGAUUUACCCCUAAGAUGAAGCUUGAUCGCCAGAUCCUUCGGGAUCCCUACCCCCAUGCACUGUGAAAACUUGUAUACUGACUUUAGACAUCUCGGUGGAGUUCCCUGACGAGACGGCUGUGGUUGUGUGUGGAUGUUGGGUGAUGUGUGUGAAGAAUUCCAGAAGGCAGUCAUGAAAAGGUAAGUUGUGACAGAUGACUUUUUACACGGCCAUCGCGGUGAUCUCGCAUGCGCCGCUGAUCCAAUAUUAUGUCGAUGUGUCCUUGUCGGGGAUAAUUGUAGUUACGAGCUAGAAACUUUAAAUUGAACGUCUUGAGUUUGAGAG